AUGGACGGGCGCGGUAGGUGGAGGCAGAACGUCGAGCUCCCGCGUGCGCUUCGCUCUGCCCUCUCCGUCUCCUGCGGUGCCCACGCGCCGGCCGCAGCGGGGCCUGGGAGGCGAACAGCGAGCCAGGGAUCUGCUGGAUGUCAUGGAAUGAAAAGGAUGCUUGGCGGAAGCUCUGCCCUGUCAAACCUGUCGGCUAGGGCCUAG
Molecule: messenger RNA, 204 nt
Organism: Symbiodinium sp. CCMP2456
Lineage: Eukaryota; Dinophyceae; Suessiales; Symbiodiniaceae
Source: the annotation of a GenBank genome assembly